This is a messenger RNA of Temnothorax curvispinosus, 1377 nucleotides long. RefSeq lists its product as uncharacterized. The record is from RefSeq and is a predicted model, not a curated record. Gene Ontology annotation, molecular function: protein binding. NCBI's taxonomy places the organism in Eukaryota, Metazoa, Arthropoda, Insecta, Hymenoptera, Formicidae. Gene Ontology annotation, biological process: positive regulation of transcription by RNA polymerase II; cytokine production. The transcript is spliced from 7 exons. Bases 137 to 1150 code for a protein of 337 amino acids.
UUAGGUUUUGUAGGAUCUCUGUGCUGUUUAUACUACUGAUACUACGCACGUUGCACGUGAACCCAUAGGAGUUAACUCGUGCGAGAAUUCGAUAAAUUGUAAAGAAACUGCGUAUUAUAUCGUACAGAUAUUCAUAAUGAGUCAAAUGGUACUGGAUAGUAUGGCACUGGAUAGCUCUUCGGAUGAAGAUGAUCCAUAUACAAAUUCUGUUGCUCGCUUAAGAGCAUUGAAGAAACAACGUUUCGAAAGAGAGAAACUUUCUCCUACAAACAUUGAACAGCAAACAAAUGAUAAAGAAGUAAAUGGUGAACAUUUAAAUGGUAAAGAAAUAAAUGGAAAAGGAAUAAAAGGUGAAGAAUUAAAUGGUAAAGGAAUAAAUGCAGAAGACAUGUAUGCAGAGGACAUGAAUGCGGAAGAAAUGAAUGUUGAUGGUAUACAAACACGAAGUAGGACGGUAAGACGGAAUAUUAGAAGGAAUAAUGGAAUCACUACUAGAGGUAGACGAACUAGGGGAAGGGGAAGGGGAAGGCGUUUGCCUAUUGGUCUAGAGCGCGGUGUGGAAUUCGCGAGGGAAGAAAUACCUAAAUUAACUGUUGAAUCUUGUAAAGAUAAUAUAAUCGCUCUGUCAGAUGAUGAUAAGGAAGAUGACAACUAUGAGAUGAAUAUAAAAGUAUAUUGGAGAUCAAAUAGAAUCGAUCGUUUAAGUAUGCGUAGACAUGACAGUUUCAAAGGAAUUUUCGAAUAUUACGCUGACUUAGAAAAAGUUUCCGUGAAUGAAGUCCUAAUCAUGAAGAAGGAUCAAAUUAUCAAUCCCACCGACACCCCUGCAUCGCUCAAACUUUCCAUUAUAGAUAUACUUGAUGGUGGGAUAGUGCAUCCAGGUAUGAACACGUUGACCCAGGAUGAGAGCAACGAUGAGGACAUAUGCACCAUUAAAGUACAAACGGCAAACAAAAAGCAAUCCUUGACUAUUCCACUUAAAAAAGAUGAACAAUUUAAGAGGCUGUUCGCUAAUUGCGCCGAGCAACUUAAUGUAAAGGAGGAAGACCUGAAAUUUUACUUUGAUGGAGAACAGAUUAGUCCGACUGAUACUCCAGAAUCUUUGGAUCUCGAAGGAGAAGCUUGCGUCGAUCUUCAUAUCUCUACGUAAUAUGUAAUAUAAAGAUAGCCUGAAUUUUUUGAAUACAUUUUUACACAUUGUGUUCACUAUUGUGUAUUAUAAAUAUAUUAUUACUAUUAUUUACUUUAUUUUGCAUGUUUUAUAUUACAUCUUUAAUUAACUGUACAUGGCUAUCAAAUCUUAUUUUUCGUUAAAUAUAUAAGCGAACUUGCUGAUUAAAUAUUUUUGAAAAAUCGUUAUCGUUAAUAAUAAUUAAU